Messenger RNA from Aspergillus affinis, 852 nucleotides. Its product is annotated as aminoacyl-tRNA hydrolase. Bases 1 to 852 code for a protein of 283 amino acids. NCBI's taxonomy places the organism in Eukaryota, Fungi, Ascomycota, Eurotiomycetes, Eurotiales, Aspergillaceae. The record is from RefSeq and is a predicted model, not a curated record. The transcript has a single exon. Gene Ontology annotation, molecular function: peptidyl-tRNA hydrolase activity.
AUGGCCCAACCCACCCUAUCAACAACAGCAACAAUAUCCACCCUCAAAACCCCCUCCCGAUUCCUCUUCAUCGCCUCAAUCGGCAACCCCCGCCCAUAUCUCAAAACGCGCCACAGCGCCGGCCACGUUCUCCUCGAUGCCCUCACGCCGCUCCUCCCCGGCCGAUUCCCCCUCGUGUCAGGGAACCCGCACGUCGCGACGGGUCCUGUCUUCCAUCAGACCUGGCACAGCUCGUCGUAUAUGAAUGAGUCCGGGCCGAAGCUUGUUCGUCAGCUGAGUAAGUGGAUGACUGCGACGCAGACGGACGUGUUGGAAAGGGUGGUGCGGUCGGGACAGAUGGUGGUGUUGGACGGGGGCGUGGACGCAGAGGCUGAGCUGCUCGCGCAAGCGCACGCAGGACAAAAUCAAAGACCAGGACAGAAAAGACAAGCACAAAGACAAGGACCGGAAUGGUAUCAUCGCGGCGUGGACCCGUUCUCACUGACACGGGUCCAUCCCACGUUAGUGAUCCUGCACGACGAGCUGGAGGCGCCUUUGGGAAAAGUCACGGUGCGACGGGGCGGGCCCGAGACGGCGAGUCUGCGCGGCCAUCGCGGACUGAUCAGUGUCAUGGAGAGUCUGCGCGGGAAGGGCCUCUAUCCGCCGCGGAGGGCCGGCAAUAAUAAUGGGAUCGCGGGCGAUCUGGCGGUCUUGCGGGUCGGCGUGGGCAUCGGGCGCCCGGAGGCGCGCAAUCGAGGCGAUGUUGCGAAGUUUGUGCUCACGGAGAUGGAUUCCGCGGAGAUGUCAGCGGUUGAGGCGGCCGCGAGGCCGGUGUUGGAUAUUUUGGCGGAUGAGAUGUAUCGGGGAGAAUAG